AUUAGAGAGGCUUGUAGACUGCUUAAAGACUGAUGAAAGUAAAGUCACCAGAAUUGGAAACAUUGCUUACAUCAGUGAUGUUGAGUUUCGCAUAGCGAAUGGGAGCGAUGGAACUGAAGUCUUCUUGGGACUGAGAGAAAGUGAUGGCCAUGAAAUUGCAAUUAAGAGAAUGUCUCAAACCAACUAUCAAGUACUGAAGCAUGAGAUGGAACUUCUGCGACUUCCAAAACUGUACAAUAUCUUUGUUGUGAAAUAUAUUGACUUUGCAGAACAUGAGAAAUUUGGAUAUCUCUUUCUUGAACUUUGUGAAUACACCCUGGAAGAAUAUAUCAGAAGCAACGAUGUCAGUCUGCGAGAGAAAGAAAAACUUGUCUAUGACGUCCUUGAAAGUCUAAGGGCACUUCAUUGUAAAGAGCCACAAAUUCUCCACCGAGAUCUCAAACCACAAAAUGUUUUGAUCGAUGUGAACGGAAGGGCAAGAUUAGCUGAUUUUGGCAUAAGCAGACGUUUGCCCCAAGACCAAACUACUUGUCACACACGCAGUGCAGGAACAGUAGGCUGGAUGGCCACAGAGACUUUAGAAGAUGGUGACAUACGAUACAAAUCGAGCACAGAUAUACAGGUGGCAGGAAUGCUGAUUUAUUUCAUCCUGUCUGGUGGACACCAUCCUUUUGCUGGUAAUCGCUAUGAGCUCCUGUCAAACAUUCAAAAGGGGAAGUAUAAGUUGGACCACGUUCAAGAUGUGGUGGCAAAGGACCUCAUCGAGAAGAUGAUCGAUAAAGAUCCAAAGAACAGACCCAGAGUGGAAGAGUGCUUGAGUCAUCCCUUCUUCUGGACCAACACAAAGUAAAAUCUCUUUUGU
Molecule: messenger RNA, 862 nt
Organism: Limanda limanda (common dab)
Lineage: Eukaryota; Metazoa; Chordata; Actinopteri; Pleuronectiformes; Pleuronectidae
Product: serine/threonine-protein kinase/endoribonuclease IRE1-like
Exons: 3
Coding region: 170-850 (226 amino acids)
Biological process (GO): intrinsic apoptotic signaling pathway in response to endoplasmic reticulum stress; IRE1-mediated unfolded protein response; protein phosphorylation
Cellular component (GO): IRE1-TRAF2-ASK1 complex
Molecular function (GO): ATP binding; RNA endonuclease activity; protein serine/threonine kinase activity
Source: RefSeq, a predicted model, not a curated record